AUGCGAGAACAUAAAGCUGAAUGCGGUUCGGAGGGCUUUCCUUCAAGCCACGAUGCCCUCGUAGAUCAAUAUCUCCAUAAACGAGCUGCAUUGAUCACAGAGGAGCAAAAACAACGACAUGACCGUCACUUCCAAAAUUCGCUAUCACCGACAGCCAUUCGAGCAUGCGAGAUAGUUUCCGAAAUUCGGGCAAGAGAAGCGAAACCGCUGGAAUCUUAUACGAAGGCACUCGACUGCGGUUAUUAUGAGUAUGAGGCUUAUCAGCCUCAGGAUAUUCUGCAUUCCGGAGACCUGUUUAAGAGCCGGGCUCUAAAUUACAUGGACCCAACCAAGACCGACCUCUGGAAGAUAGUCCACCGGAUGCCCAAAGGCUCCCUGCUACAUGCCCAUUUAGAAGCCAUAUUCGAAGUCGAAUACAUGAUUGAUCAGUGCUUCAACACGCCAGGAAUCCACAUGUGCGCGGAGAAGCCGUUGCUCACCUCAAAAGACUUUAAUGAAGCACCGUUCAAAUUCCAAUAUGCUUCGGCGUCAGUUAGCGGCGAGCCAAAGACGCAGUCUAAUUCCAUCUGGAUGCCCGGCUAUGAGUCCUUAUCGUUGAUCCCGAUUCGCGUGGCCGCUUCCUCGUUUCCUGGUGGCGGAGAGGCUCAGUUUCGUGCCUGGUUGAAGAGUCGUUGUGUUAUCAUGCCGGAACAGCCACCCCGAAACCACCAUCACGGGUUCGAUGGAAUUUGGGAUCUCUUUAAGCGUAUUUUCCCCAUUGUGAUCAGUAUCAUGUCAUACGAGCCCAUCUUCCGAUGCGGUUUCCGACGGGCACUCAGUCAACUAGCUAAGGAUGGGAUUCAAUACGCGGAGUUUCGAAUGGGUGGUUGGAAUGGUUUUCGAAGGGAAGGGCACGACGACUUGCUUGCAGAUCCCUUUUAUAUAUUCCGAGUAUUGGAAGAGGAAAUCAGCUUGUUCGAAGCAAGUGCGGAAGGGAAAGACUUUUAUGGGGCGCGAAUCAUCUACGCCCCCAAACGGUCCUACCCCAUAGAGAAGAUCAUGAAUCGGAUGGAAAUGUGCAUCCAACUCAAAAAAGCCUUUCCAGCACUGAUAUGUGGAUUUGACCUGGUCGGCCAGGAAGAUCAGGGGCGGUCUCUGGUGGAGCUCAUGCCGACGCUAUUGUGGUUUCAAAAACGUUGCCACGAUCAAGGGCUAGAGGAGAUCCCCCUUUUUCUGCACGCAGGCGAAUGUCUAGGCGAUGGAGACGAAACGGACCAAAACAUAUUCGAUGCCAUUCUGCUCAAAAGCCGGAGGAUUGGCCAUGGAUUCUCAGUAUAUAAGCACCCACUGUUAAUUGAUAUGAUAAAGGAGCGUCAAAUCUUGAUUGAGUGCUGCCCCAUUUCCAAUGAGGUUCUCGGGCUGACAAGCUCCAUCAAGUCCCACCCUUUACCGGCAUUGUUGAGCCGUGGAGUUCCGGUGGCACUUUGUAACGAUGAUCCGGCCAUCUUUGGGCGUGGGAGCGGUCGAGGUGAGGGAAAGAAUGGGUUGACGCACGAUUUCUUCUUUACGCUGCAGGCAUUGGACAACCUGGGAUUGGCGGGCUUAGGAUAUAUGGCGGAGAAUUCUGUCCGCUGGAGCUGUUAUGAGGAUCAAUCCGCUGAACAGUGGCAGGCGGGUAUUCAAAGUGGAGGAGGUAAUGGAUUGAAGGCAGCCCGUCUCCGGCAGUGGUAUGUCAAGUUUGAGGAAUAUUGUCAGUGGAUCGUCGCUGAGUUCGGGGAUGCCAUAACGCAAGAUACAGUGCAUCUUGCACCGUAA
This is a messenger RNA of Penicillium samsonianum, 1794 nucleotides long. RefSeq lists its product as uncharacterized. Gene Ontology annotation, molecular function: adenosine deaminase activity. The transcript has 2 exons. The record is from RefSeq and is a predicted model, not a curated record. The coding region runs from base 1 to 1794 and encodes 597 amino acids. NCBI's taxonomy places the organism in Eukaryota, Fungi, Ascomycota, Eurotiomycetes, Eurotiales, Aspergillaceae. Gene Ontology annotation, biological process: adenosine catabolic process; inosine biosynthetic process.